Messenger RNA from Cornus florida, 2232 nucleotides. RefSeq names its product putative indole-3-acetic acid-amido synthetase GH3.9. The transcript has 4 exons. Bases 244 to 2052 code for a protein of 602 amino acids. The record is from RefSeq and is a predicted model, not a curated record. Gene Ontology annotation, molecular function: acid-amino acid ligase activity. NCBI's taxonomy places the organism in Eukaryota, Viridiplantae, Streptophyta, Magnoliopsida, Cornales, Cornaceae. Gene Ontology annotation, cellular component: cytoplasm.
UUUAGAUGGGUAUUGGGUACCAAGAUAUCAUAUCAUGUGUAAAAGAAAAACUAAAAAAAAUAAAAAACAUUUACCAUAUUUAACAUAGCCAAAGUUGAUAUAUGUGUGCAUAUAAAUACACCAGUAGGGUUCUAAACAUACUCAUCAACAAGAAGUGUUUUGAGUUGCAAGUCUAGAAAUAUAUACAUAUUGUCUAAUUCUGUUACUUCAAUCUUUUCUUGCUUAUUUUACAAAUUUUAAUAUAUGGACGGCAAGAAAUUGGAGUACAAAGGUGAGGAGGCAUUAAAGGAGCUGGAGAAGCUGACGGCAAAGGCGGAUGAAGUUCAAGACAACAUUUUGAAAGAGAUUUUAAGGCGAAAUGAAAAGACUGAGUACUUAAGUAAGUACAUGCCGGAGGGAUAUUCAAAAGAUGUAUCAAAAUUUAAGCAGUGUGUGCCAGUUAUCACAUAUAAGGGUAUUGACCCAUAUAUCAAAAGAAUUGCUAAUGGAGAACACUCUUCUCUAAUCACUGGUCACCCCAUAACAGAGAUGUUAUGCAGUUCGGGCACUUCGGCUGGAGAACCCAAGAUGAUGCCGUCAAUUGCAGAAGAUCUUGACCGUCGAACCUUUCUAUAUAAUCUCAUCAUGCCAAUCAUGAACCAGUACGUCCCUGGUCUGGACGAGGGCAAGGCCAUGUACCUUUACUUUGUGAAGUCAGAGAUGUCGACUCCUUGUGGUUUACCAGCUCGGACUGUGCUGACCAGCUACUACAGGAGCAAGCACUUCAAGUGCCGAUCUCGCGACCCUUAUAACGAUUUCACGAGUCCAGACCAAGCCAUUUUGUGCAAUGACAACAAUCAAAGCAUGUACUGUCAGUUACUAGCCGGCCUAGUCCAUCGACGACAAGUCCUUCGUCUUGGAGCCAUAUUCGCCUCAGCUUUACUUCUAGCCAUCUCCUUCCUUGAACGUAACUGGGUCAAAAUGUGCAACGAUAUCCGUUCUGGCCGAUUGGACCCCAUGAUCACCGAUCUCGGAUGCAGGUCAGCCAUGUCAAUCGUACUUUCCUCUCCGGACCCACGUCUGGCCGAUGAGAUUGAGGCCAUCUGUAGCCGUCCAUCAUGGAAGGGAAUAGUUUGUCAGCUUUGGCCUAAGGCCAAGUACAUAGAGGCUGUGGUCACGGGGUCCAUGUCACAAUAUAUACCAACCCUAGAGUACUAUAGUGAAGGAAAGUUACCACUGGUUUGUACUAUGUAUGCUUCAUCAGAGUGUUACUUUGGUGUGAAUUUGAAACCCUUGUGUAACCCUGCUGACGUGGCAUUCACCCUCUUGCCUAAUAUGGGUUACUUCGAAUUCAUACCUUUGGGAGACAAUGGAACACUUUUCAUUGAUCUACAUGAAGAGGAUGAGGUGCCCCAGGAUAAGCUUGUAGACCUAGUGCAAGUUAGACUUGGGUGCUAUUAUGAACUGGUGGUCACUACAUUUGCUGGGCUAUAUCGAUAUCGUAUAGGAGAUGUGCUACAAGUGACUGGAUUCCAUAAUCGAGCCCCACAAUUCCGAUUCAUCUGUAGAAGAAAUGUGGUGCUAAGCAUCGACACUGAUAAAACCAAUGAAGAAGACCUGCACAAGGGCAUCACCAAGGCAAAGGAACUGCUACAACCCUGCAAUGCUCUACUUGUGGAAUACACUAGCUAUGCCGAAACAUCAUCUCUACCGGGACACUACGUUAUGUUUUGGGAGAUCAUACAUUGCACACCAUCAGCAGUGGUAGAUUCACCAGUCACCCGGCCACUUGAUGCAAAGGUGCUUCAAGAGUGUUGCAUUGCUGUGGAAGAAGAACUUGAUUACAUUUACAGGCGAUGUCGUGCUCACGACAAGUGUAUAGGACCGCUUGAGAUACGAGUUGUGAAGCCAGGCACAUUUGAAGCAUUGAUGGACAUGUUCAUCAAACAAGGGGGAUCAAUCAAUCAGUAUAAAACCCCAAGGUGCAUCAAGUCUAAUGCUGCUCUGAAACUGCUCAACUCUAAUGUGAAGGCCUCUUUCUUUAGUCCUAGGGAUCCUACGUGGAACCCUUGACUGAUCAUGUGGUAAUCAAAUAUAUAUAGAAUAGUACUAGCUAGAAUAAGAAGAUUAACCCAUUACCUAACUUGGGUUUGUGGGGUGAUUUUUAUGAGGGUCUUAAUCAAUUAAGAUGCUAGUUUUUGUAUUGAGCUUUUCAUUUUUGUUAGUUCUAAGUUUUUAAAAACUUUUAGUUUG